Molecule: messenger RNA, 1299 nt
Organism: Halteromyces radiatus
Lineage: Eukaryota; Fungi; Mucoromycota; Mucoromycetes; Mucorales; Cunninghamellaceae
Product: ANTH domain-containing protein
Exons: 8
Coding region: 1-1299 (432 amino acids)
Biological process (GO): clathrin-dependent endocytosis; clathrin coat assembly; vesicle budding from membrane
Cellular component (GO): clathrin-coated pit; clathrin-coated vesicle
Molecular function (GO): clathrin heavy chain binding; SNARE binding; 1-phosphatidylinositol binding
Source: RefSeq, a predicted model, not a curated record
AUGGAAAUAGCUAUUCGAAAAGCCACUCGUUUAGAGUAUCGUCCUCCUAAACCAAAGCAUAUACAAACUCUUAUUAACUUGACAUUUCAUAAACCUGCUCUUAUUGAUGAAAUGUUAGUUACUUUGGCAAGAAGAGGUCGAGAAAACUCUUGGAUUAUUAUAUAUAAAGUACUUAUUAUUGUACAUACUUUAAUACGACAAGGCAAUGGAGAUCAGACUUUAUCUCGAUUAGAAAAACAUACCGAUGUACUUAGUAUACAACGAUUGAAGGAAAAGGCAUCAGCUUAUGCCAGUAUUCAAAAUUUACAUCUUUAUCAUGAUUAUUUGGUGGAUAGGGUAGAGGCAUAUCGAUUAUGUCAAAUUGAUUAUAUUAAAUCAACUUCCAAGCAUCAAGAAGGUCCACUUCGACAUCUUCCUGUUGCGCAAGGUCUAUUACGAGAAACUACAGUUGUUCAACGUCAAAUUGGUUUUUGCUUAUCUUGCAAGUUUCAAAUGGAUAUUGGAGAUAAUGCAAUCAAUUUUAAUGCAUAUCGAUUAGUAGUGGAAGAUUUAUUGGGAUUAUUUCAAGUGGUGAAUGAAGCCGUAAUGAAUAUUUUGGAACAUUAUUUUACAAUGACACAAACAGAUGCAAGAUUGGCAUUGGAAAUAUACAAACGAUUUGCUCAACAGACACAAGAAAUUACAGAAUAUUUAGAUAAUGCAAGAAAAAUACAAAAUGAACUUUCUAUCAGUAUUCCAAAACUUAAUCAUGCACCAUUAUCUUUGGCAUCGGCUCUGGAGGAAUAUUUGAAUGAUGAUGCAUACGAACAUAGACGACAAUCCUAUAUUCAAGAAAAACAGAAAGAAAAAAGAGGAUCUAUAUCAAACGGUAAAAAAAGCAAAACAAAAAAAGGGAAGAAGGAAGGUACGAUGAAUCAUUAUCUCAAUAUCUUGUCAGGGCAAUCGACAACACAAACAGCUCCAAUCUUCCCUAUUAAUACUCAUUUGAAACGAUCAACAUCGAUGAAUAUCAAUCCUACUACUAAUAUGAUGACAAGCACGUUGACCAUGUCUCCUACAUCUACAGGUAUCACUGGGCAUUCACCAACUUUUAACACAAAUCCAUUUAGAUUUAGUACUUUACCUAGACAACAGCAAUUUUCCACUGACACUCCGACAUCUUCCUCCUAUUCUUUCGAUAUUCAUAACAAUACCCGAAACCCUUUUCUACCCUCUUCUUCUUCUUCAUCAUCAUCUUCAAAUCGACCUCUUACUAUGAUUCAACCUCAAUCCACCAACCCUUUUGGAACAGCAUUGUAG